Molecule: messenger RNA, 378 nt
Organism: Fusarium redolens
Lineage: Eukaryota; Fungi; Ascomycota; Sordariomycetes; Hypocreales; Nectriaceae
Exons: 3
Coding region: 51-362 (103 amino acids)
Source: RefSeq, a predicted model, not a curated record
CUUUAAAACAACAUAAAUCUUUAGACCAACAUUGCCAUUGCCAUACCAUCAUGAGGGCCUACGUAUCGUUGACAGUUUUUUCGCUCUUCUUGAGAGUAUCCGCUUGGAACAAGUGCUAUUGCACUGGAUCUGACAAAGCUGUCGCUGAUACGACCGCAAAUACCUGUUGUACAGAUGGUGAUGGCGUUUCAUUCCCUCAUACUACAGGUGAUGUCAAGGGGCGUUGGGAUAGUAGCAAUAAGAUUUGCGUUUUCUCUGGUCAAGUGCUCUCGCAGAAUUCGGAAAACGAUGCCACAGCAGCUUUCGCAGCCUGCUGCCGUCCCACUGGAGGUUCAACAAUUUGGGGAGGUGCUUGCUCUUAAAUGUAGAGUUAAUUAC